This is a messenger RNA of Purpureocillium lilacinum, 1437 nucleotides long. RefSeq lists its product as uncharacterized. Gene Ontology annotation, biological process: regulation of DNA-templated transcription. The record is from RefSeq and is a predicted model, not a curated record. Lineage: Eukaryota; Fungi; Ascomycota; Sordariomycetes; Hypocreales; Ophiocordycipitaceae. Gene Ontology annotation, molecular function: zinc ion binding; DNA-binding transcription factor activity, RNA polymerase II-specific.
AUGGCAGAAGACCGCCUUCGCCACGACCGUACUCAGCACAAUCACCCCGAGGACAAGCAAGCAGCUCCAGCCCGAUUCCCCCCGGGACCACCGCCACCUCCCACGGACGACCAUCAGCAGGGCCGGCGCUCCGUCGAGGGCCCGAGAUCCGCCAUGGCCGCAACUGUCACCCUCCCAUCCAUUCACGAGGCUCGCGGCGCCGCGGGUUACGGCCCUCAAGGACCGCCGCCGCCGCCGCCUCCUCCCGGGGCGCGUGCCUACUCGCAUGACCCUCGCUAUGCCUCGCCCAACGCUGUCAACGGCUACCCGCCACCGUCCGCGGGCCAGCAGCCUCCUCCAUCGACCUAUCUGCCGCCGUUGCAGACGAAUCCAGCCGACCCGCGCUCGCCGGCCUACCCCCCGGACCAACGAGGCGGCUACUACGAUGACCGACGGCCCCCGCCGGGCCAGUAUCCCGACCCUCACCAGGCGCAGCAGUACGCGGCAGAGGGCUACUACUAUCGUGGGCCCCCUGGAGUCGUGCCCCCCAACGGCUAUCCCCGACCACCGCAGGGACCGUACCAGGAGUAUGCGCCGCAGCCAGGCGGCGCCCCUGGCAUGGCGCAGGCUGCUCCGAGACAGCGGACCUCGAUCGCCUGCAGAUACUGCCGCAAGAGAAAGAUCCGUUGCAGCGGCUACCAGAAUACGCCGGGUGGCAAGUGUCAAAACUGCGCCCGCAUGAACCAGGAAUGCAUCUUCCAGCCGGUCUCAUCCUCGAGCUCGACCGCCUUCAUCCCGGUGUCCGCAGUGCCUGGCGGAGUGCCCCCCGGAACCCAACUGUUCGGCGCGUACGGCCAGCCGUUGGCUCCCAGCUCCGUGCCCGUCGCGCACCCCUACCCGCCUCCCCAUCACGGGGGGCCUCCACCCGGGCCGGCGCCUCCCAACUACUACUCGCAGCACCCAGCGCCGCCGCCGCAUCCGUCGCAGCCUACGCAGUCGCCCACCGAAUCCUUUUCCUCGUACGGGGACGAUGCGCAGGUGGCUGGCAGGCGCCGCCGUCGCACCCCCGAGGAACGCGAAGAAGGCUACCGGCUGCCUCCCCCUCGAAGCGGCGCCGCGGACGAGGAGGCUCGCCGCCGAUCGCCUGCCGAGUUCUCCAACAACAGCAGCCCCGGAAACCUCGCGCACCUCCCGUACCAAGGCGCCCGGCAGAGCCCUCGCAACGCUGCCGCCCUGCCACAACCCCCGGGACAAGGCGGGCGCUCACCCGGAGCUGCCAACGGAUCAAGCGGCGCAUCGACUCCCGCGCGACAGCAGCAGGCGUCUUCCGGGCAGUCGCAGAACUCGACGUCCGUCAUGAGCCUGAGCAACCUGGUGGACAAGAGCGACAUCGACAGAGGCAUGAUCGACCGGCUCAACAGGCCGCGCGAUUCGAAAGGAGCCAACGGAUCCCGUUAA